CACUUUACGCAAUACCCUCCUCGCUUUCUCUCCAACCAAAAAAGAAACAAAAAGCAGUGGGGAGACGUUUGAAUUGGAAAUAGGAAGAGAGCAAAAAUGGUGGACUUGGCAAGGGUUCAAAAGGAGCUGCAGGAGUGCAACAGAGAUGUUGGGGUUUCAGGAAUAAGUGUAACCCUUAAAGGUGACAGUCUCACUCACUUGAUUGGUACAAUCCCUGGUCCUCUUGGUACUCCUUAUGAAGGUGGUUCUUUCAAGAUCGAUAUUACUCUUACUGAUGGCUACCCAUUCGAGCCUCCAAAAAUGAGAUUUGCCACAAAAGUUUGGCAUCCCAAUAUAAGUAGCCAAAGUGGAGCAAUAUGCCUAGACAUCCUGAAAGACCAGUGGAGCCCAGCGCUAACUCUCAAGACAGCUCUCCUUUCUAUACAAGCAUUACUCUCUGCUCCUGAACCUGAUGAUCCACAAGAUGCAGUUGUUGCACAACAGUAUCUCAGAGACCAUCAGACCUUUGUUGGCACAGCUCGUUACUGGACUGAAACAUUUGCGAAAACACUUGGCACCGAGGAGAAGAUACAAAAGCUUGUGGAAAUGGGGUUUCCUGAAGCUCAAGUGAGGAGUACUUUGGAAGCCACAGGUUGGGAUGAAAACAUGGCACUUGAAAAGCUGUGCUCUGGCUAGCACUGCAACUCAUGUUUUGGAUGUAGAAGAUUAUAUCCUGCCAUCAAAAGCUGAAUGACCAAAAAAAGUCAUUCAAUCAUACUGUUACUUGGGCAACCUUGUUUUUGGUAUCUUUUAUGGUUUGGGGUCGACAUAUCGCCGCAACUCGUGAACAUUCUGAUGUCAUUUUACAAUAUCAAGCAAAUUGCAUAUUAGUUUAUGAUAGGAAGUGCAUUUGCAUAUUAGCUUGCAUCAUGCUUUCUUCUUUUGUAAACUAAUUCUGCAAAGUUAAUAUAUUACAUUUUUGGCCAUAACCUGUUAUUCCCCGA
Molecule: messenger RNA, 983 nt
Organism: Nicotiana attenuata
Lineage: Eukaryota; Viridiplantae; Streptophyta; Magnoliopsida; Solanales; Solanaceae
Product: ubiquitin-conjugating enzyme E2 27
Exons: 5
Coding region: 97-675 (192 amino acids)
Biological process (GO): protein polyubiquitination; proteasome-mediated ubiquitin-dependent protein catabolic process
Cellular component (GO): nucleus
Molecular function (GO): protein binding; ubiquitin conjugating enzyme activity
Source: RefSeq, a predicted model, not a curated record